AUGGUCAUUGAGUCCGUUCACAAAAUUACUCUCCCCGCACCAAAAGCUAUCUCACCGUUUAUUCGUACAGCUCGAUGGGGCCUCCUUGUGGUCGGUAUGCUGUAUGGUGCUUUGCGGCUGAAGUAUUUGCAGGUGCGUGAAGUCCGUAUACAGGAAAGGAACCUCGCCAUCAUGGCUAAAAGAAAGGCCGAUCACGACUUAUGGAUGCAGUUUCAGGCCGAGCGGUCUAUGAAUCAACUACUGAAAGAGGCAGGCUUGGAGUGA
Messenger RNA from Mesocestoides corti, 264 nucleotides. NCBI's taxonomy places the organism in Eukaryota, Metazoa, Platyhelminthes, Cestoda, Cyclophyllidea, Mesocestoididae. The record is from the annotation of a GenBank genome assembly.